AUGGACCCCGUCAUCAUUACGCCGGAUGACGUAGCUGAGGCGGUCCGUAGGGCCCCGAACUGGAAAAGUCCGGGACUCGACGGACUGCAUCACUACUGGCUGAAGGGGUUCGUGGUGUGUCACGCUGUUCUCGCCCGACAGUUUCAAGAGGCUCUCGACCAAAAGUCGCUCCCGAGCCUCUUCACUACUGGGAUCACUCAUUUGGUUCCUAAAGACCGAGAUUCCACAAACCUGAGCAAAUACCGCCCCAUAACGUGUCUACCUACCAUAUACAAGACACUAACAUCCAUUUUGAGCGCGAGAAUCACUCGUCACCUGAACUCAAAUCAGGUGAUGUCGCGCGCUCAAAAUGGAUGUCGGGGCGGCGGUCGUGGAACCAAGGAACCACUCCUCAUUGACGCGGUCAUUGGCAAGGUGGUUAAACGCAACCGUCGGAACCUCUCCGCCGCCUGGAUAGACUACAAAAAGGCAUUCGACUCGGUGCCUCAUACAUGGCUGAAGAGGGUCCUCGAGCUAUACAAGGUUGACUGUACAGUUCGAGACUUCCUCGGGCAGUGUAUGGAGCAGUGGAGUACGAUCCUUUGUCAUCUAGGCGAGCGGAUGACGGCUGCGGAGAACCACAUAAGGAUAAGAAGGAGUAUCUUCCAGGGCGAUUGUCUGAGUCCAAUCUGGUUCUGCCUCUCUCUGAACCCUCUUAGUACCUUACUGGAGGGUUCCGGGAGGGGAUUUCAGCUUCGGAGAGGAGGUACAAAAGUGACCCACCUUUUCUAUAUGGAUGAUCUCAAGUUAUUCGCCUCCAGUCGCUCUCAUCUUAUGGAAUUGCUAAACAUCACUUGUGAUUUUAGCAAUUCUAUUAGAAUGGAGCUGGGGACGGAUAAGUGUGCGAUCCUCCAUGUGGAAGGGGGAAGGGUUGCUAACUCUGAGGGCAUAGACUUAUCUAUGCCCAUGAGCAUAAGGACCCUUUCCGAGGCUCAAACAUACCGAUACCUGGGUAUGUCACAGAACAUGGGUAUCGAUGAGUCGAACAUGAAACGGUCAGUUUGCGGUGUGUUUUAUGCACGCUUGACAAAAGUGCUCAACAGUCUUUUGUCGGGCGUUAAUAAGACACAUGCAUAUAACGGUUGGAUCAUGCCUGUUCUCAUGUAUACCUUUGGCAUGCUCAGGUGGACUCAGACCGAACUGAACGCUCUGGACAGAAAAGUCCGCACUAUAAUGACGUCCCACAGGAUGCAUCAUCCGAGAUCGUCAGUGAUGAGGCUGUACUUGCCGCGGAAGCAUGGUGGGCGCGGCUUUUUAAGCGCGCUUACCAUGCAUAAUCGCGAAGUGUGCAGCCUCCAACUUAGUGAAAAAGAAAACAAAACCAACCCCCUACUUGAAAAUAUCAGACGACAGCUCAUGAAAGACAACUACGACUAUGGCGCCGAAGAGACGACUGUCGUACUUAGAUCAAAGAUGGAAGAGUAUCAAAAUAAAGAAUAUAAUGACAAUGAGAAAACAUCGACACUAUUUCAAGGAAAUAUUAGCUCUACGUUGGAUAUUCCCGACAAAGUUGAAAGUACUGCUAAGACUUAUGAUCAUGCCAUUGUAAACAUUACGACUUCUCAAACAAUUGACGCUCGACGUGAACCUGAAAUGUAUGACAACCAAUCCAAGUACAUAACUAAAACUGAAAAAAGUAAUACUGAAUCGCAAACAUCUAAAAACGAUGGAAAUAUGAAUACACAAAUUAAACGACGCGUGGGCGCUAAUAAUAUUCAGUAUGAAAAUGGCGAUACAGAUGUUACAGCAUCAAACGCAAGAGUAAGGUAUAAUAUAUUAAAGGUCAGAAGUCCAAAUCGACGUAGCAAGUUUCAACAAUCUCAACUGGUGAUGGAAGAGAAAGACAAUGAAGUAUCUAUCGUAAACUUCGGCAAAGGCCCUGUACCAGAAUUUCGUCUACCACAGUCGCACCGGCAGUACAUGCUAGACGAAACCGACAGCGACCUUUCCUACUUUUUAGAAAAUUCCAACUCAACUACUGUGGACUCCGCUAUUGACCUUGAUAAAUAA
Molecule: messenger RNA, 2049 nt
Organism: Parnassius mnemosyne (clouded apollo)
Lineage: Eukaryota; Metazoa; Arthropoda; Insecta; Lepidoptera; Papilionidae
Source: the annotation of a GenBank genome assembly